AAUUAAAGCACACGAAAGCGCUUUAUCUUUAUAGAGAGAUAUAUACAUAUAUCUGCUUCAUUUUCUUCUUCUUCAUUUAUAUAUAUAGGUAUUCUACAUAAUCAUAACGUUAUACACCUUGGACCUUUUCACUGGCUUACGACAACACACUUAUUAACUCUAAUGGAUAAACCUAAUCUUCAUUCUCGUGGUGGACCACCUAAUGACUAUGACUGGCCAGUCACUAUUCUAAUGUAUGUCUUGAUGACACUUCUAGGUCUUGGCAUGUGCUUUUGUCUACGCAAAGCAAACCGGCUGAUCCCAAACCGGCUCAGCUUUCCAUUGGUCUCAACACAACCCAAAGACAUUGCUGGAAAUAGAAGAGGAAGAGGCUAUGAUGCUUCGGAUGUUGAGCAGGGAGAUACUGAUGCUCACCAGGGACUUUUGAGUGAAUAUCAACAAGAUAGUAACGAUGAGUAUGAAGAAGGAGACAACCAAGACGAUGGGUUCCCUAGACCACCUCUACGUGGAGUAACAAUUGCAGGUCACAAUAAUGACAAUAAUGAUGACGAUAGUGCUUCAUUUGAUGAAGAAUUUGGUGAACUACAGGCAGCCGAAGACGAAUGGCAAAAGAACAAUGAGCCUAGAGUCACGUGAAAUGGCAGCACUUCCCUUUUUUCCCCUCUCUCUCUUUCUUUUACUCUUUUUCUUUUUCUUUUUGAACUGUAUAAAUACAUUUACAUAUAAAUCCACAUAUCUUUAUACAUGAAAUGUAUAUAGAAG
Phycomyces blakesleeanus NRRL 1555(-) is the source of this 762-nucleotide messenger RNA. RefSeq lists its product as hypothetical. The transcript is spliced from 3 exons. The record is from RefSeq and is a predicted model, not a curated record. Bases 163 to 636 code for a protein of 157 amino acids. Lineage: Eukaryota; Fungi; Mucoromycota; Mucoromycetes; Mucorales; Phycomycetaceae.